This is a messenger RNA of Aspergillus brunneoviolaceus CBS 621.78, 1489 nucleotides long. Its product is annotated as NAD(P)-dependent alcohol dehydrogenase. The record is from RefSeq and is a predicted model, not a curated record. The transcript is spliced from 2 exons. The coding region runs from base 202 to 1383 and encodes 393 amino acids. Gene Ontology annotation, biological process: D-sorbitol catabolic process. Gene Ontology annotation, molecular function: L-iditol 2-dehydrogenase (NAD+) activity; zinc ion binding. NCBI's taxonomy places the organism in Eukaryota, Fungi, Ascomycota, Eurotiomycetes, Eurotiales, Aspergillaceae.
UUCCAUUCGAUCCCAUCUGUCUGCAGUCCAGCUCCAAUGCUGAUCAUGGAGGGGCUCAAGCCCUUCCGAGUUUGACUAUUAAAGCUUCCUGCGCCGCUCUUUUGCCAUCAUCCUCAACCUAUCUCUUCCUCUCUUCCUCCUCCUUCUCACCGUCCCUUCACUCCCCCGCCCUAUAUCCAAUCUACCCCCGUCUUCAGCACCAUGGCCACCGCAACCGUCACCGCGCUCGAGAAGCCCAACAUCGGUGUCUACACCAACACCAAGCAUGACCUGUGGGUCGCGGAAUCCAAGCCUACGCUGGAGGAAGUGAAGAGCGGCGAGAGUCUGCGGCCGGGGGAGGUCACCAUCCAAGUCCGCAGCACUGGAAUUUGCGGAUCCGACGUGCACUUCUGGCACGCCGGCUGCAUCGGCCCGAUGAUCGUGACGGGCGACCACAUCCUGGGCCACGAGUCGGCGGGCCAAAUCAUCGCCGUCGCGCCGGACGUCACCUCCCUCAAACCGGGCGACCGGGUCGCCAUCGAGCCCAACAUCAUCUGCAACGCGUGCGAGCCCUGCCUGACGGGGCGGUACAACGGGUGCGAGCGGGUGCAGUUCCUAUCGACGCCGCCGGUGGACGGGCUGCUGCGGCGGUACGUGAACCACCCGGCGAUCUGGUGCCACAAGAUCGGGGACGAGAUGAGCUACGAGGACGGGGCGCUCCUGGAGCCGCUGAGCGUGUCGCUGGCGGCGAUCGAGCGCAGCGGGCUCCGGCUGGGCGACCCGUGCCUGAUCACGGGCGCGGGGCCCAUCGGGCUGAUCACGCUGCUGAGCGCGCACGCCGCGGGCGCCACCCCCAUCGUGAUCACCGACAUCGACGAGAGCCGGCUGCAGUUCGCGCAGUCCCUCGUGCCGGGCGUCCGCACCUACAAGGUCGACACCAAGAAGUCCGCCGAGGAGAACGCCGCCGGCGUGAUCCGCGUGUUCAACGACGCAGACUCAAACUUUGACAUCGACGGCCCGACCACCCUCCGCCCGCGCAUCGCCCUCGAGUGCACCGGCGUCGAGAGCAGCGUGUGCUCGGCCAUCUGGAGCGUCAAGUUCGGCGGCAAGGUCUUCGUCAUCGGCGUCGGCAAGAACGAGAUGACCAUCCCCUUCAUGCGCCUCAGCACCCAGGAGAUCGACCUCCAGUACCAGUACCGCUACUGCAACACCUGGCCCCGCGCCAUCCGCCUCGUCCGCAACGGCGUCAUCAACCUCCACAAGCUCGUCACCCACCGCUUCGCCCUCGAGGACGCCCUCAAGGCCUUCGAGACCGCCGCCAACCCCCGCACCGGCGCCAUCAAGGUCCAGAUCAUGAGUUCCGAGGAGGAUGUCGCCGCUGCUUCCGCUGGUCAGAAGCUGUAGUCGAACCACCCUUCACGAAAGAAAUGAAAAUGAAAUCGCCUGCUUUUAGUUAUGUGUGUGUGUGUGUGUGUUUAUUUGCUUUGGUUUGGUUUCAGGGUACUUAGAG